AUGACAGUCAACGAGAAGAGCAACAGCACCGCGCGCUGGCAAUACCUGGACCGCAUUCGCAAAACCAAAGGUCCCUUCAACGAUGAUGAUUACGACACAAGCGAGGAGGUGCUUUCCAUGCACGGCACCCAGAAGAUCCUCGUCAUUGGCGCUGGAGGCCUGGGAUGCGAGAUUCUUAAGGAUCUCGCCAUGUCCGGCUUCAGAGACAUUCAUGUAAUUGACAUGGACACCAUCGAUGUUUCCAAUCUGAACCGCCAAUUUCUGUUUCGCAAGGCCGAUGUGGGCAAGUACAAGGCCGAAGUUGCUGCGAAGUUCGUGGAGAGGCGAGUGAAAGGAGUCCAGAUUACUGCGCAUAACUGCAAGAUACAGGAUUUCGAGGAGGACUUCUAUAUGCAGUUUCAGUUUGUCAUCUGUGGUCUGGACAGCAUCGAGGCGCGACGAUGGAUCAAUGCUACACUGGUGAACAUGGUCGAUGACGAGAACCCCGACUCGCUGAAGCCCCUGAUCGAUGGUGGUACAGAAGGCUUCAAAGGCCAGACCCGAGUCAUCUUCCCCACCAUCACACCCUGCAUCGAGUGCCAACUGGAUCUUUACGCCCCGAGAGCCGCCGUUCCUCUGUGCACCUUGGCCACCAUUCCCCGACAGCCCGAACACUGCAUCGAGUGGGCGCAUAUCAUGGCAUGGGAGCAAGAGAAGCCUUUCCCCACUCUUGACAAGGACGACCCCGAACACAUCAGCUGGCUUUACAAGAAGGCACUGGCACGGGCUGAGGAGUUCAAGAUUCCCGGCGUCACCUACGCUCUCACGCAGGGAGUGGUGAAAAACAUUAUUCCCGCCAUUGCGUCCACCAACGCAAUCAUCGCCGCAAGUUGCUGCAACGAGGCACUUAAGAUCGCCACGAGUGCAGCUCCGUACAUGGGCAUGAACGAGACCUACAUGCAAUACCAAGGUGACGAGAGCAUAUACACCAACACUUUCAAGUACGCGAAGAAGGAGGACUGCGCCGUGUGUGGAAACCUACCAAAGCCAUUGCAGGUCGAUCCGAAGUGGACUUUGCAAGAGCUGCUCGAUUCCUUUGCGACGAAUGCGAGCGCACAAUUGAAGAAGCCGUCCAUCCGAACCGAGGACAAGACGCUCUACAUGCAGUUCCCUCCGGCGCUUGAGGAGCAGACUCGACCGAACUUGGAAAAAAAGUUGAAGGAAGACCUUGGUUUGGAGGAGAAGCAGGAGAUCGCCGUGACUGAUCCCGCGUUUCCUGCUUUGUCUUUCAGGUUCUUCCUCAAGUUCUCAUGA
Messenger RNA from Pseudomassariella vexata, 1293 nucleotides. RefSeq lists its product as uncharacterized. Lineage: Eukaryota; Fungi; Ascomycota; Sordariomycetes; Amphisphaeriales; Pseudomassariaceae. Gene Ontology annotation, cellular component: cytoplasm; nucleus. The record is from RefSeq and is a predicted model, not a curated record. Gene Ontology annotation, molecular function: NEDD8 activating enzyme activity. The coding region runs from base 1 to 1293 and encodes 430 amino acids. The transcript has 3 exons. Gene Ontology annotation, biological process: protein neddylation.